Angiostrongylus costaricensis is the source of this 612-nucleotide messenger RNA. The record is from the annotation of a GenBank genome assembly. Lineage: Eukaryota; Metazoa; Nematoda; Chromadorea; Rhabditida; Metastrongylidae.
AUGCUGCGCUUUUUAUGUCGUGUUUUAUUGGCAAGAAAUAGUUCUCUGAGGACUCUUUCGACCGCAACAGACAUUGAGGACGAUGAUUCGAAACCUUGGAUUAAUCCAUGGAAGCACGCAGUACCAAAAACAACGUCAACGUUCACCUCAGUAGAGGAGUGUGAUAUUGACUGGUCGUUUGUCGAGCGAUUGAUGCCUCAUGACGUCGUUCCACCUCUGCCUGUCCAUGAAUCUUAUCCGACACCAAGUGGUUGGCAACCACCUAAAGGCACGUCCUUUCUGCCUCUAUUGUUAAAAACGUCAAUAAGAUAUCCACCGCCAAAUCUUCCAUAUUAUGUUCGCAGAAAGCGCGAUCAUACGUUGCCUUUGUAUUUAAAUCUGAAAAAGGACCAGUUAAAUGAGAAGACUCUUGAUAUCGAUCACGUUGAGUUGGUAACUAUGAAAGGCAUCGAUGGUGAUGUUUUUGCCUGUGAAGCUGAUCUUCGACAAUUCCUCGAGUGUGAACUUAACAGGCCUGUUGCGACCCAUAUUGAUGAACUGAAGGGGAGAAUUGUUAUCAAGGGUGCUGAUCGGUCUUUAGUUGAGAAGUUCUUGUUCUCCAAAGGAUUUUAA